AUGGACCAGCUAGUUCCACUCCUCGACCAAUACAACAACCAUUUAAUGACUUUCUCCGAGAUUCAACGAUGGGACCCGGCGAAGACCCGCCACUGGACUAAUCUGGACAACUGGUUGAACCAUAACCACAAGAAGGCUAUCUCUGAAGAAGAAGCGAUGUUCAGCCAAGAAACUGGAGACUUGGUUGCGCUAGCAUCUGAUCAAAAGUCUCCGCUCGAGAGCCUGGUCGAGCGAUUCCCGCUACUCCUGAGCGCCCAGGCCUUGAGGUCCAGGAGGCAAUCCUCGCAAGUCCAAUCCGAAACGACAGUUUAUUAUAGCAAGAGGAGGCUUCGAAAUACUGUUUUUGGUGUCAUAAUAGGAACCGGGCUCCUACUGCUACUUGGCCCCAUGUGGGCUCUGCAGUUUGUUGGUGACAAUGUCAAGCGCUUGGUGAUCAUAACUGGCUUCAUCAUCCUUUUCACUGCGGUCCUCGCAAGUGCUACAGUAGCGAAGCCUUUUGAGGUUCUUGCUGCGACUGCUGCGUAA
Molecule: messenger RNA, 525 nt
Organism: Diaporthe citri
Lineage: Eukaryota; Fungi; Ascomycota; Sordariomycetes; Diaporthales; Diaporthaceae
Exons: 2
Coding region: 1-525 (174 amino acids)
Source: RefSeq, a predicted model, not a curated record